Messenger RNA from Histoplasma mississippiense, 450 nucleotides. RefSeq lists its product with no specific name. The transcript has a single exon. Lineage: Eukaryota; Fungi; Ascomycota; Eurotiomycetes; Onygenales; Ajellomycetaceae. The record is from RefSeq and is a predicted model, not a curated record. Bases 1 to 450 code for a protein of 149 amino acids.
AUGUCGAACCCGUCCAAGGAGCGCAUUAACCCGUUGGAAGUCGAACACGCUGGACACAAACCCGUUGAACGUCAAACCCGUUGGACGUCGAACCCGUCCAAGGAGCGCAUUAACCCGUUGGAAGUCGAACACGCUGGACACAAACCCGUUGAACGUCAAACCCGUUGGACGUCAAACCCGUCCCAGGAGCGCAUUAACCCGUUGGAAGUCGAACACGCUGGACACAAACCCGUUGAACGUCAAACCCGUUGGACGUCGAACCCAUCCAAGGAGCGCAUUAACCCAUUGGACCCAACCCGUUGGACGUCAAACCCGUCCAAGAAGCCCAUUAACCCAUUGGACCCGAACCCGUUGGAUGAGCCCAUUAACCCGUUGGGAGUUGAACACGCUGGACCCAACCCGUUGGACGUCAAACCCGUUGGACGUCAAACCCGUCCAGGAGCGCAUUAA